AUGUCUGAUUUAUUUUCUGUAGAGCUUUUGAACCUGGAAAAGAAGUUAGCAGAAUACAAGUGUGAUACCAACAAGGCUAUUCGGCUAAAAUUAGUUCGCUUCGUUGAAGACCUGGAGGAUGAGACCAUGAGCUUCAGUCCAUUAUACAGUCACCAAGUGUUUGGAGAUGAAGAAUCAGUAUUUGGCUACAAGGACCUUGAAAUCCAAUUGUACUACAGUACCUGCAGCCUCACUACAUUCUUCAAUAUCAAAUACUCCAGCAAAGUUGUAGAAAAAUAUGACAACGUAGAGGUUGAUAAUGUUGAAAGUAAACUGUUAGAAUUUAUCCCAGCUGGUUACUGCAUCAACCUUGAUGAGUUUAUUGUGCAGCUGGAAAAGGACGCUUCCUUCAGACCAUUUGGAUUUCUCAUUCACUCAUAUACCGUGUAUGAUGAGAAGGAGGGACUGGAGUUAAACUAUGAGAUUUACAAGACUGAUAUUAGCUGUCCAGGAUUUCGAGAAUACCACGAGAGACUGCAGACCUUCCUCAUCUGGUUCAUUGAAACAGCAAGCUUCAUUGAUGUGGAUGAUGAUAAAUGGCAAUUCUUCCUAGUGUUUGAGAAAUAUCUUGAAGAUGGCUUGCCACGCUUUGCAACAGUGGGUUAUAUGACUGUAUAUAAUUUCUAUGCAUAUCCUGACAAAAUGAGACCACGGAUAGGGUAGGUAACCAGCAACAUC
Rhincodon typus (whale shark) is the source of this 717-nucleotide messenger RNA. It is a transcript of the gene hat1, whose product is annotated as histone acetyltransferase 1. Gene Ontology annotation, molecular function: histone H4 acetyltransferase activity. Gene Ontology annotation, cellular component: nucleus. The coding region runs from base 1 to 702 and encodes 233 amino acids. Lineage: Eukaryota; Metazoa; Chordata; Chondrichthyes; Orectolobiformes; Rhincodontidae. Gene Ontology annotation, biological process: subtelomeric heterochromatin formation. The transcript is spliced from 6 exons. The record is from RefSeq and is a predicted model, not a curated record.